This is a messenger RNA of Solea solea (common sole), 6129 nucleotides long. RefSeq lists its product as uncharacterized. Bases 550 to 6129 code for a protein of 1859 amino acids. Lineage: Eukaryota; Metazoa; Chordata; Actinopteri; Pleuronectiformes; Soleidae. The record is from RefSeq and is a predicted model, not a curated record. Gene Ontology annotation, biological process: DNA integration. Gene Ontology annotation, molecular function: nucleic acid binding. The transcript has 3 exons.
CCGGGUAUUGCCUACGAGCGGGUGCAUGUGACGACGGGCUCGCAACUGCAUGCGCGCAACAGCGAGCGCACGGCUCCGCAGCGCACGGCUCCGCAGCGCAUCAACAGGUGAUCACAAUCACACUCAUUAGGAACGCACGGCAGAAACCCCGGAACAAAAUAAGGAGUGAGCAUUCAGUCAGUAGCUUGCAACGCAACAAACGGCAGCAGAAGAAACGGCAGCAGAAGAAACGAAAGCUGAAUAACCACAGGAGUAAAACACGCAUGGAAGCAGAAAGGAUCAAGGAGGCUACCGGUUUUUCACCUACAACGACCACCACUUCGUUACUGGUCAAUAAACUCAAGAAAGAGAGUGAAAUCCUGAGUCUGGUCUAUUUUCUUCCCUUAUCAAGUGUGGGAAACCAUGACGUUGAAAUACACUUGCCAGUGAAAAACCGCCUGUGACCAGUGACCAGUGAAGACUCCACCUGCGGCCACAACCGAGAGGGAAAAUACUCCACCUAGGGGCCUGGAGGAUCGAGCCUGCUGUCUGUCAGCUGAAGGAAACAAAAUGGCAAAGUCACUAGAUGAUCUGAAAGUGGAGAGGACCACAGCUAAGAGACUUUUCUCCCGUCUUGCUAACAGCAUUACGAGGAACCACGCAGAGAUGUCCAUGGAGGAGUUAAAAGAAAACUUCAAGAAGCUCACAUUGGAGAGCUCCAGAGUCAUGGAGGCGAAUGAAGAAAUGGAGGCGGCCUACAUAGCAGAGUCCGAUGUAACUACUGCACAGGAGCUGAGCGACCCAUUGAAAGCCGACCUGGAACAAACGGAGCAGCUUUGUGAGCAGAAGACGAAGGAAGUUAAACUCCUCAUUCAAAAGACACUCUGGGAUGUUUAUGGAGAAAAAGAACUGUCCUUAGCUCUACAUGUUGCUGAAGUUGAGUGCAAGAAUGUCUCCUCCACCCAGCUAGAUGUGACUUUGGAAGCAUAUGAGUUCAUGCUGACUCACUUUGAAAAGUUAGUGCAGAAGGCAAAAGAAGCGCACCAAAACUGGAACCGCUGGGCUCCGUCUGCAGAGCAAAGAGACUUCAAUGCCCGUCUAAGAGAGCUUGAGGUGCACCUUCCCCAGCUGGUGUCGCGGAAGGCCGCCUUCAUCAAAGCAGCAAAGAUAAAAGUGGACACUGAAGAGGAACCCCCAGGCCGCCGUGCAGUUGCAGCAAUAAAGCUAAAAGCCACAGCCCUACCGAAGUUUGCUGGCAACCAGCGAAGCUACUACAGAUGGAGGCAAGAAUGGGAGGCUCUACAGAAGCAAGGUGAACCGACUGGCUCCAAAGAAGUGAAGAAAUUUCAACUGCUUGAUAGCCUCGAUGAGAAGAUGACCAAAGAUCUAUGCCUGUCAACAUACAACUCAUCAGACGAUAUCUUCCAAAUCCUGGAGAACCGGUUUGGGAAUCAAGCCAACAUCGCUCUCGAGAUUGUUGAAGAGCUUCAAGCAACCCCGUCAGUCAGGAGUGGUCAGCCAAGAAAGGUCAUAGAGCUCAUCCAAACUGUGGAAAAAGCCCUUUAUGAUCUAAGUGAACUGGACAAUGCAGAUGCCAUAAAGAACCCGAUGGUGACCAAAUCCAUUGAGGGCAAGCUCCCAGAGACUUUAAAAAAAGACUGGCUCACCUAUGCUGCUGUUGAAGGAAAUGGUGUUAACCGCCACAACCGCUUUGACAAGCUUAUCACGUAUCUGAAAUCACAGAAGUCCAUAUAUGAACAAUUAGAUCAGUUAAAAGAUGUCGUCGAACCCGCCAAGGAGAAGACCAAGUUCCUAAAGCACGCCAGAACAAAAGCUACCAAGUCCAGCAAUGAAACAGUAGGCUGCAUCAUUUGUGGUGACCCAAAGCACAGAAAGAAAUUAUACUUCUGCAGAAAGUUUAGGACCAACCUCAAGCCAUCGGAGAAGAGGGACGCAGCACAACAACUUGGUGCUUGCAAGCGAUGCCUUGAAGUCCACAACGACGACUACUGCAAGAAAACAACUUACCUGUGUGGGAAUUCUGAGUGCAAAGACCAACACCAUUACCUUCUCUGUCCAGUUGCCAGAUCCCAGCUCCAACGAACACCCAAAUCAAGUCCAGUGAGAGCCGAGGGCAAAAGAUACACAGAGACUCAAGAAAAGUUCCUCUCCAAACUUACACCAGAGCUGGCGCAGCAGUGUCAAGACGCCUUCUGCAAUAUAGCGUCCAGGGCAUACAACUCCACUGCAGCAGAGCGAGGCCUUCUGGAGGAGAACUUCUUAAGCGAGUACCCGGUAAUCCUAAUGCUCCUCGACGUCACUGCCAACGAUGGACAAAAGAUCGGGACCCUCAUUGACCUGGCAUCAGACACGAACUACAUAACACACAAAGCUGCGAGCAAGCUGAACCUGAGAAAUGAAGACGUGACGCUGGUGGUUUACGGUGUUGGAGGGAUGAAGGUGUCGGUCGCAACAAAGCGCUACCUCCUCAGGAUACGUGUCAGCACACCAAGAGGGACCCUCAAGUCACAUCAACUAAUCUGCUAUGGACUUGAUACAAUUGCUGAAGUUCACAGACAUGUUCCAGCUGCCAAGUUGCAGAAAAUCUUCCCAGAUGUUGCUCUUCAAGACCUUGCAAGACCGAGGGAAAUACAACUUCUGAUCAGCCACAAAGAAGGGAAGCUGGUACCCCAGAAAGUUUGUUCUGUCGGUGACCUGGUGCUCUGGGACGGCCCGCUUGGCAAGACCGUUGGAGGCACGCACCCGGACCUCUUUGAAAAAGUCACCCUAAUGGCCCAUACGUCAAAGACGCACUUUGCAAGAUCCAUGAGAACUGCAGCAGUCAAAUAUACUGAAUUCACCUUUAAGGAUCCAGUCUCCUGUCAGUCUCCCAAACAUCUGACCCAGUCCAAUACAGCCACUAGCAGCAGAGACUUCCUGAAGUGGUGGAAAUGGGAAAGCAUUGGAGCCGCUUGUGAGCCGAGAUGCGGAGGAUGUCGUUGCGGAAAUUGCCAACCCGGAGGGAAAGAAAUGACGCUGGCGGAAGAAAGAGAGAUGGAGAUGGUGAGAGAUGGCUUGACAUACGUGAACGGAGACCAUCACAGCUCUGAACCACACUGGCACACUAAGUAUCCAUGGACUGAAGAUCCAGCAUCUAUACCGAACAAUAAGAGAGCGGUCGAAGCCACAUUCUACAGAAUGGAGAAGCAGCUGGCGAAGGAACCAGAAUGGAAGAUGGCCUACGCUUCACAAGUCCAUGAAAUGCUGAAUCGCAAAGCAGCAGUGAAGCUGUCCCAAGAAGUUCUGCAAAGCUGGACUGGGCCAGUGUGGUACAUAAGUCACCUGGUCGCACCAAAUCCACAUUCAGUCUCCACCCCAGUGAGGCUAGUAUGGAACAGCAGCCAGAAGUACAGAGGCCUGAGCUUGAACGAUAUGCUGAUCAAAGGUCCCGACGUCCUGAAUCCGAUCAGAGGUGUCCUGCUGAGGUUCCGAACUGGUAUCUUUGCUGCCCUUGGUGACAUCCACAAGAUGUACAACUCUGUCUGGCUGGAGGAAAGAGAGGUCCACCUGCACCGGUUUCUGUGGCGUGACACUGAAGAUGCUGAGAUCGAAGAUUUUGCCAUAACAAGAGUCAACAUUGGAGACAAGCCUGCUGGUUGUAUAGCCCAAGUCGCCAUGCGAGAGACCGCCAACUUGCCUUCGUUCAGCCAUUUCAAAGAGGAGAAACGUGUGCUGGAGGAAGACGCCUAUGUCGAUGAUCUUCUGACUUCUCACAAUGACCUCAACCACCUGAAGCGUCUCACAUCCAACAUUGAGCAGAUCCUUAAAGCAGGAGGAUUUUUCAUGAAGCCCUGGGUCUACUCGGAUCAAAGUGGGAGGAAAGGGAGAAGAGGUGAGAAAAUGGAGUCAAAGACCAUGAUUCUGCCGAACCAGCUCACCGAAGAGGAUAACAAAGCCCUAGGCCUCGGUUAUACCAUUGAAGACGACAAGCUACAUGUCAUGGUUGCAGUGAACUUCUCCAAGAGGAGGAGAAAAAUGCGCCUCGGCCAGGACUUACUGAGAGAAGAAGUGAGAGAACAAACCCCAGACCCACUCACUAGAAGAGAACUGUUAAGCCAAGUCUCUGGUCUUUAUGAUCCACUCGGCCUUGUGGCUCCAGCGAAACAGAAGGGAACCAUCCUGAUCCGAAGAGCUUUUCAAGAAGCAAAAGUGAUGUACAACAUAGAAGACACCUGGGAUGCUGCCUUGUCCAAAGAACUCAGAGAAGAUGCCAUAAAGCUCCUCCAAGAGUAUGCUGAUCUGAGCCUACUCCGAUUCACCAGAGCUCUCACGCCACCAGAUCCAGGAGGAAGACCAUGUGCCAUCACAUUCUCUGACGGCAGUGAGCAUGCUUAUGGCGCUGUACUGUACCUAAGAUGGAGUCGCAACCAUGAUGUCGUCGUGAGGCUAGUUGAGUCUAAGGCCAAGCUGACUCCUCUUGACCACAAGGGUGACCCUGUGAAGGCAGAGAUGUGUGGAGCGGUCUUUGCAGCUCGGCUGAAGAACUACUUCCAGAAACACUGCCGAAUCGAUGUGGAGAGGUGGUACCAUCUUGUCGACAGCCAAACCAUCUUGGGCGCAAUACAGCGAGAAAGUUAUGGCUACCAGACCUUCUUCGCAAACCGAGUUGGCGAAAUCCAGAGCAGCACUGACGUGCGAGAUUGGUGGUGGAUCCCAGGGUCGGUGAACAUUGCAGACAUCAUCACCAGAGGGGCCAGUCCUGAUGACCUAACUGAGGAAUCCGAGUGGCAGUCGGGUCCGAAGUUCCUUCAGCUUCCUGAGAGUGAGUGGCCGAAAAAAUCAGCAAAAGAUGUUGCCGCACAAGCAAAAGACAAUAUCACAAAAAUACAGAAGAAAACUUUUGUCGCAGCACUCACCCGAAGUCAACUGAAAGCACAAGAUCAAAUCACAAUCCAGGAGACAGAGUCCAAGUCCAGAAGACCAACGGCAGUAGCAGCAGUCCAAAAGCUAUUGGAUGAAAAGCGCUUCAGCAGUCUAAGGCAGCUGGUCGGUGCAAUAGCAUGGACUUGGAGAGCAGUGGAGAGGUUCCUGUGUGCAAAGGUUGGAGAUCAAGAAAAGUGGGAGGCAGAACAUUCAUCUGGCGUCAUCAUGGCCAAGGAAAGAGAAGAUGUCUUCCGGACUCUAUGCCUUGCAGCACAAGAGGGCGUACACUUUCCAAACACAACAACUGACAGACUGGUCGUUUACAAGGACCAAGCAAGCGGACUCCUGAUGUGUGGUGGCAGGAUCCAGACAUUCAAAGAGGACGAUAGAGCUGUUCCCCUGUUACCUUUCCAGGCCUGGAUCUCCACUCUCCUAGCCCGAGAAGCACACAGUGAGGGGCAUGAAGGAGUGGCAGGAACUUUGCUGCGGAUGCGAAACAAAGCAUGGGUCAUCAGAGGAGGAAUUAUUGCCCAAAAAGUCGUUGACAAGUGUAUCGUUUGCAAGAAAGCUAAAGCAAGAACCUGUCAGCAAAUAAUGGGAGACUUACCUGAAGAGAGGACGAAUCCGGCUGCACCAUUUCAAUUCACGUCUGUCGACCUGUUCGGACCAUACCUAGUAAAAGAUGAUGUCAAGAGGAGAGUGAGCAUGAAAGUAUGGGGCGUACUCUUCUGCUGUAUGUCGAGUCGAGCUAUCCAUGUCGAACUGGCAAACACGCUAUCAACAGAGAGCUUUCUUCUUGCUUACCAGAGGUUCACUUCUGUCCGAGGGCAUCCUCAAAAGAUCUGGUCCGAUCCAGGUACGAACUUUAUUGGAGCAAAACCUGUCCUGGAAGAGGUGUAUACUUACCUGAGACAACAAAACAACGACUCACUUGAAGAAUAUGCUGGCAAGAAUGGUACCGACUGGACGUGGAGAAUCCUUCCAGCCGAUUCACCUCACCGAAAUGGCGCUGCUGAAGCUGCUGUAAAGAUCACUAAACGAGCUCUCCAAAGUCUUGGUAAAGGAGAAGGCCUUACCUUCAGUGAAUUCCUGACAGUGCUCAAGCUAGCUGCCAACCUUGCCAACGAAAGGCCCAUCGAUGCCAGAGUCCAGAGCCGUGAAGACCGUGUACGAUACAUCACUCCGAACACCCUGUUGCUUGGCUACAAGAAAUGCAAAUGCAAGUGA